GCCACCUACAUGUGUUCGUCAUGGAAUGAGGUACAAAAUAGAUCAAAGCUACGAUUGAAGCUGCAGCAGCGCUUCAUUCGAGUACCGCUGCCCGACCCUCGGUCACCGGGAGGAAUUAAUGGUCCAAGUCGGAGAAAGCGAGGGCGAAAGGCCAAGGCGGAGCAACUAGUGCACGCGCAGGUCAUAGAUUCUCUCAUAAUUCCGAUGACAUGUAUUGUUUUCCCUCCCAGGACCGCGUGCGUUCCCGAUUACAGAAUAGCGUUGGUCGUCCAGACCUAAGGCGCGGUAACC
Mycena citricolor is the source of this 291-nucleotide messenger RNA. The record is from the annotation of a GenBank genome assembly. NCBI's taxonomy places the organism in Eukaryota, Fungi, Basidiomycota, Agaricomycetes, Agaricales, Mycenaceae.